CUUUCACACUCAUACUUUGGAGGGUUGUGUUUGUCACCGAUUCAUUCAGUAGUAGAAACAAUGGAUAAGAAACCCCAUGGCCGUUGCUAGACGCGAUGUUAUAUCGAUACAUCAUGAAAUCAAGGCAUCUAUGAGCAUUUCAUCACACAUUUCCUGAAAGAAACAGUGUAAUAUAAAAAGAAACAAAAUGACGACGCCGAAUGAUGACAUGGAGAUGGAGAAGAUUGCUGAAGAUGAGUUGGCGAAGUUACAGAGACAGUUCCGUAUAAUGGAGAUCGACCGCGCGGCGGUGUCGACGGGCGCGGCGCCCACACUGCGGGUGCAGAGGAACCUCAUCAGGAUCCUGCACCAGGAGCUGGAUAACAUACUGCUGGAGCUCAGGCUAACAAAAAGCAGCUCCAACCUGCUCUCAAGCGCGAAAGCGCGGGAGAAGCUGCUGCUACACCUGAAGGAGCACGCUCGCUGCUCGGCGGAGGUGCGCGAGCGGCGCGCUGCUAGCUGCGAGCUGGACCUGCUGCUGCGCCAGCUGCAGCGCGAGAUCAAGAGCCUGCAGUCCCGGGGGUCUCGGUGUGAGGAGGAAUACGCAAAGACGCUGACCAACCAGACCCUGAUCCGGCAGCUGGACGACCGGCUGGACACCGCCAUGAAGAAGCUCAACUCCGUCAACAGCGACAACUACAGGGCGCGGCUCGAGAUCGACAGGCUGCUGCGGGACCGGCAAUCUUUCAACUCCGUCUGGAAGAACCAGAUCAAGCGCCUCAUGGACGGCAAAGCCCAGAUCCUCGACCUGGUGGAGCAGGCCAUCACGACCUACGACCAGCGCGAGGAGUGGUGCGCCAAGCUCGACGCGCUGAAGGAGAAGGCUGCCGUGGAUUACAGGAAGCACUGUCUGGAAGUCCGUGAGCUCCAACGCCAGCUGGACCACAGCAUGAAGCUAGAAGAGUUCCUCCGCACCAAGGGGACAGUCAGGCUGACCGCCGCAGACGCCAAGGCCGAGGCCAAGAGGCUGGAGCGACAAGAAGAGGAGAUGCGGACCUAUAACAACUACGUCAAUAUACUUGAAGCUGUUAAGGAGUUCACAGGCGACGACGACGUGGAGAAGCUCAUCCAGGAGUUCACCCGGCGCGAGGAGGAGAACUACGCGCUCUUCAACUACAUCAACGAGGUCAACACCGAGCUCAAGCACCUGCAUGACAGCGUCAAGACGCUCCGGACCAAUAUCGAGGAUGAGCGUCAAAAGCACGAAGCCAAGAAAGAGAAAGAGCAGGACAGCAUCGAGGCUCUCAAAGCGACGUUGGAUGAGAAACAAGCAGCUACCGCGUCUGCGCAGCUCGAGAGCACUCGCUCUAAUGCCGUGCUGAAGAAACUUCUGCACCAGGUUCAUGAGCUGGCGCAGACAUCAGACUGCUCGGCGCUGCCGCUGCUGAAACUGCUCGGCAAGUCCGUGGACAUCAACGUGAGCAACGCGCGCCUCUACAUCAAGAGCCUGGAGAAGAAGAUACUCGAGAUAGUCGACAUUAUCAAGAUUGAUGAGGUCCUGACACGGCAAGCGGAGGUUAAAGAACGGACUCCACCGUCAACCAGACGCCGCCCGCGCGCCCGGGGGCGCUCCCCGCGCGACCCCCCGCCGCGGCAGAUGCAGGGCAGGUCCGGAGACAACAUGCUCAGGGCUACUUCGUAG
Molecule: messenger RNA, 1681 nt
Organism: Plutella xylostella (diamondback moth)
Lineage: Eukaryota; Metazoa; Arthropoda; Insecta; Lepidoptera; Plutellidae
Product: coiled-coil domain-containing protein 63
Source: RefSeq, a predicted model, not a curated record